AUGGCUACUAAAAUUCUUUUGUUAGGGUUCCUUGCUUUAACAUGCUCACUUGCCUCUGCAUCUGAUAGCAGUCCUCUACAAGAUUUCUGUGUGGCAGACCCCAAUGGCCCAGUGAAAGUGAAUGGUUUCGCUUGUAAGAAUGCCAUGGCCGUUCAAGCCUCCGACUUCUCCUUUGGUGGUCUUCACAUAACCGGCAAUACAAGCAAUCCCGUUGGCUCGAGGGUAACCCCAGUUACAGUAGCCCAAGUAGCGGGACUUAAUACUCUUGGCAUCUCAUUGGCUCGCAUAGACUAUGCGCCAAAGGGUAUCAACCCUCCUCAUACUCACCCAAGGGCCAGCGAAAUCCUCACUGUCGUGGAUGGCAGCCUUGAAGUAGGGUUUGUCACUUCCAACCCGGACAACCGUCUCAUUGCAACAGUUCUUCAGAAGGGUGACGUGUUUGUGUUCCCUGUGGGCCUCAUUCACUUCCAGCGCAACGUCGGAAAGGGAAGUGCCAUUGCCAUUGCAGCUCUUAGUAGCCAAAAUCCAGGAGUCAUAACAAUUGCUAAUGCAGUGUUUGGUUCCAAGCCUGAUAUCUCCACCGAUAUUCUCGGCAAGGCUUUCCAAGUUGAUAAUAGCGUCAUUGCUAAACUUCAGGCCAAGUUCUAG
Vitis vinifera (wine grape) is the source of this 648-nucleotide messenger RNA. Its product is annotated as putative germin-like protein 2-1. Lineage: Eukaryota; Viridiplantae; Streptophyta; Magnoliopsida; Vitales; Vitaceae. Gene Ontology annotation, molecular function: manganese ion binding. The transcript has 2 exons. The coding region runs from base 1 to 648 and encodes 215 amino acids. Gene Ontology annotation, cellular component: cell wall. The record is from RefSeq and is a predicted model, not a curated record.